Trichomonas vaginalis G3 is the source of this 598-nucleotide messenger RNA. RefSeq lists its product as uncharacterized. The annotation marks the transcript as partial. The transcript has a single exon. The record is from RefSeq and is a predicted model, not a curated record. Lineage: Eukaryota; Parabasalia; Trichomonadida; Trichomonadidae.
AUGUAUAGACAAAUACCUUUAUCUGUUGCAUUCAGUAGUGAAAACCCUGACGUCAAAAUAAAGGGGAACAGAGUAACGUUUAAGUUUCCAACAGACUGGAUUGUGAACAUAAAUGAAGAGAAGUACAUUGGCAUAACAUCUAUGUAUAUAACACGUGCUUUCAGAAAGGUUGACUUUAUACUUCAAGUCGAGAUAGAAAAUGACGAACAGUCUUUAAGCGCCCAAAACAUUCACAUAUACAAAUACUUUAAAGACGAUACAACAUUGUUGCAAUGUAUGAUUUCAUUUAAUGAAAUGUUCGAGAAAAAGUUCAACAUUGAAGUACAAACUUUACAGCCUUUACGUGAGUUUCUUGCACAACUGAAAGAAGAAGGUAGUCAGCCACAACUUAUAGACUUUCAUUAUGAAUUUAAUGAAAAUGAAGAUGGAACACAUGACUGUCAGUUUGUUGUAUUCUCACCAUUCAAUGAAGUCGCUAAAGAGAAAGAAAAUCCAUUACGUAUAAGAUUUCAAAUCUCUGAACCCAAUGAAGACUUCAAGAAUGUUUUCAAUUAUGAUGCAAUGCUUCCGAGGAAAAAUGAAUUUUCAAAGAUUGUAA